This is a messenger RNA of Harmonia axyridis, 1314 nucleotides long. RefSeq names its product RNA 3'-terminal phosphate cyclase (gene Rtca). Gene Ontology annotation, molecular function: RNA-3'-phosphate cyclase activity. Gene Ontology annotation, cellular component: nucleus. The coding region runs from base 139 to 1188 and encodes 349 amino acids. The record is from RefSeq and is a predicted model, not a curated record. Gene Ontology annotation, biological process: RNA processing. The transcript has 6 exons. NCBI's taxonomy places the organism in Eukaryota, Metazoa, Arthropoda, Insecta, Coleoptera, Coccinellidae.
CACUCAUCUUUAUUUAUAAAUAUAGAAAUCUGGAUGAUACCUCAGUGACAUCUAGUGGCUAUUAUUUGGAUGAAAAACUUAACCUAGUCGACAUUUUGAAAAAAUAUAAUCUAACAAAAAGUUUACGAAUUCUAUAAAAUGGAAAAUUUAUUGGAAAUAGAUGGUUCUGAGUUGGAAGGAGGAGGACAAAUUUUGAGGAUAGCACUUUCUAUGAGCGUAUUGGAAAAGUUACCGGUUAAAAUAAAAAAUAUUAGAGCCGGAAGGUCCAAGCCUGGUUUACUAGAGCAGCAUUUGAAAGGAGUUGAAUUGAUGAGAGAUUUAUCUAAUGCACAUGUAAAAGGAGCACUCUUAGGCUGUGUAUCCGUUGAUUUCUUCCCAAAAAUAUUAAAAGGAGGUUCUUAUCAGGCAUUAGUAAAGACUGCUGGUAGUAUAACAUUAUUACUACAGGUUGCUCUUCCUUGUUGUUUAUUUGCUGCAACUGAUACAGAACUAGAACUUCAUGGAGGUACUAAUACAGACAUGGCUCCCCAAAUUGACUAUACGACUGAAGUUUACCGACCCAAUUUGGAGAAAUUUGGAGCAACUUUUGAUAUGUCUCUAAUCAGAAGGGGCUAUUUCCCUAAAGGUGGAGGCAAAGUAUUAAUCAAUAUAAGACCUGUAAAUGAAUUGAAGCCAGUAACGUUAGUGGAUCGAGGGGAAAUUCGAUCCAUACAUGGAUGGUCUUUUGUUGCUGGUGUACUUCCUAUUAGAAUAGCGGAACAGAUGGCAUCUGCAGCCAGUGAAAAGCUCAAGAGAUUUGUCGAUAAUGUAGAAAUAGAAGUUUACAAGGAAGAUAAGGAAAUAGCACGAGAUAAUGGUGCAGGUAUAAUACUUGUUGCAGAAACCAGUACGGGAUGUAUACUGGGUAGCUCUGAUUUAAUGAAAAGAGGGGAACAAGCAAGUGUUACAGGAACUAGAGCUGCAGAAUCUCUAAUCAAAUCUCUAGAUGAAGGAGCAUGCGUUGACCAAUACUGCCAAGAUCAACUGAUCAUCUUGAUGGCCUUGGCCAAUGGUACAUCUAGGAUAAGGGUUGGGGAGGUUACCCUCCAUACAAAGACCGCAAUUCAUGUCAUCCAGAAAUUUGUCAAAUCGUGCAAAUUCAACAUCAUUCCCGAUGGAAGAACCAACAUAAUUGAAUGUAUUAAAUAGAUACUUUAUGUUCUUUUAAUUACUUUUUAAUCAUCAGCUCAGAUUCUAAAAAUUGUUCUAAUGUGUAUUUUGGUGUCAUCUACCAACCAUUAUUUGCUAAAGGGGUUAUUCCUUUUUGAAUAACAG